AUGAGUACGUCAUCGCGCGGCUCACGUGACCAGAGUACCCCAGAUGAUCCAGCAGAUGGAGGGGGGUGCCGCUGCUGCCCCCGCCCCCAACCCUCUCUCCGAUCUCUCAUCCCCCUAACCCCUCCUGUGACUUCUGACCCCCCUCCCUCUCCGUACCCCCGGCCCUCUGCCAGCCCCUCCAUCAGCGAAGACCAGUUUGGGUGCCACUGUUGCUACGACGUCCUGGUCAACCCGACAACGUUGAACUGUGGUCACAGCUUCUGCCGCCACUGCCUGGCUCUCUGGUGGGAGUCGAGUAGGAAGACUGAGUGCCCCGAAUGCAGGGAGAAGUGGGAGGGCUUCCCCAAAGUCAACAUCCUGUUGAGAGAUGCAGUAGAGCGGUUGUUCUCAGAGGUGGUGGGUAGGAGGAGAGCAGAGAUCCAGGGGAACCCCAAGAUCUCCCAGAGCCUGCUGGCCUUUCAGAGGUAUGGUGAUCAGGCAGCCAGAGGAAUCCCCAAGACCAGUCCUGGUAGAGGAGCAGGAGGGUUCUUCUCUGGAGUUCUCACUGCACUCACCUGUGUCGCGGUGAUGUUUCUGGUGUACCACUGGUCCAGUGGAGAUGGAGUCCAUGACCUCUUGGUCAGUAAGCCUGUGUCAAAAUGGACGCCGGAGGAGGUUCUGUUCUGGUUGGAACACCUUGGGGCUUGGACCUCUGUCUAUAAAGAACCCUUCCUACAGGAGAACGUUAAUGGACGGUUAUUGUUGAUGCUCGGUGAUGAGGAGCUGACCAGAGCUCCCUAUAACAUAGACAACCAGGCCCACAGGAGAGCGAUGAUGGCUGAACUGGAGAGGAUCAAGGAACUGGGGGUCAAGCCACCUCAGAACCUCUGGGAGUACAAGGCUGUGAAUGCAGGUAAAUCUCUGUUCCUGCUCUAUGCUUUGAAGAGUUCUCCUCGCCUCACCAUCCUCUACCUCUACCUCUUCGACUACUCAGAAACCUUCCUCCCCUUCCUGCACACCUGCUGUCCCGCCCUCUCACGCACCAGCGAGCCAAUGGAGGACAGCAUCCCCCUCAACCACCAGGGGCACCCCAGCUGGCGCCAGUGGGCGGAGUUCCUAGUUAAGUACCUCCUCCUUCCGUACCAGCUGAUCGCUGAGUUUGCCUGGGAUUGGCUGUCGGUUCACUACUGGACGUCACGGUUCAUCAUCGUCAACGCCGUGCUGCUGUCUGUGCUGGAGGGCUGUGUCCUGUGGAGGUUCUAUAACCGAGCUGAGAUCAGGAGUCUCCCUCAGAAGAUGUGGGGUCACCUGUGGAGGAUGUCCUCCCAGGGUUUUGCCUUCGCCCUGUUCUGGCCGGUGGUCCCUCAGUUUGUGUGUAACUGUCUGUUCUACUGGGCUCUGUAUUUCAACCCCGUCAUCAACAUAGACCUGGUGGUGCAGCAGCUAAUGCACCCGGACACACGAGGGCCGUGAAGGACUGGCCGGCUCCCUACGUAGUGCACUACUUCUGACCAGAGUCCCUAUGGGGUAGUGCACUACUUCUGACCAGAGUCCCUAUGGGGUAGUGCACUACUUCUGACCAGAGUCCCUAUGGGGUAGUGCACUACUUCUGACCAG
Molecule: messenger RNA, 1596 nt
Organism: Oncorhynchus gorbuscha (pink salmon)
Lineage: Eukaryota; Metazoa; Chordata; Actinopteri; Salmoniformes; Salmonidae
Product: bifunctional apoptosis regulator-like
Exons: 9
Coding region: 1-1452 (483 amino acids)
Biological process (GO): proteasome-mediated ubiquitin-dependent protein catabolic process
Cellular component (GO): nucleus
Molecular function (GO): protein binding; ubiquitin protein ligase activity
Source: RefSeq, a predicted model, not a curated record